CAUUGACCACAAAGAUCCAAACAGCUAAGAAAACCAGAAAAAAAAAUGGUCUUUUAGACUUGAGAGCUGGUAAACAGAAUAUGGAGAUCCCUUUUGGCUUACAUUGCUUGGAAAUCAUCGUGUGCCUUGUUGUUCAGCUUGGAGAAUAUUUGUUGGCUUGUUGCAGCAAAUAAAAACGAAAAAACAAUAAAGCCAAAAGAAGCACACAUGUUGAGUAUAUAUUUAUAUAUUAUACUCAUUGUUACAAACAUUUGCAGUUGUAAGCAACCACAGGAACACAGACCACAGAAAGAAGGAAAGAAAAGGAUUCCAAGGAAGUAUAACAUGGAAAUGAUAAUGGGGAAGGGUGAGAAAAACCCAGGAAGGUGCCGGAUGUGCAUGGCAGAAGGUGAGACUCAGGCAACUCGUGCCAAACGUAGAGAUCCAUCUGCAGCUACACUUGGGGGUGAUGACAAUCAGAGUCUCCUGCAGCAACAGACUGCUAAAACUUCAGUGGCUACUACUGUGAAAAGAAGUUCAAGAUUUCGCGGUGUUAGCAGACAUAGAUGGACAGGUAGAUUUGAAGCUCACCUGUGGGAUAAGCUCUCUUGGAAUGUAACACAGAAGAAGAAAGGAAAACAAGUAUACCUUGGAGCUUAUGAUGAAGAAGAAUCUGCAGCAAGAGCAUAUGAUUUAGCUGCAUUGAAGUAUUGGGGGACAUCAACUCUUACCAAUUUUCCGAUAUCAGAUUACCAGAAAGAGAUUGAAAUAAUGCAAACAGUAACAAAAGAGGAAUAUUUGGCCUCUUUAAGAAGAAAGAGCAGUGGGUUUUCAAGAGGGGUAUCCAAGUACAGGGGAGUUGCCAGGCAUCACAACAAUGGGAGAUGGGAAGCAAGAAUUGGAAGAGUUUUUGGAAACAAAUAUCUAUACCUUGGCACCUACAGCACACAAGAGGAGGCAGCUCCUGCCUACGACAUCGCAGCAAUUGAGUACAGAGGGAUUACUGCAGUGACAAACUUUGACUUGAGCACUUACAUCAGAUGGCUAAAGCCAGAAAUAGCUGCCAAUGAAACUGAGACAUUUAUAGAUCCUCUGAUGUUGCCAUCUACUAAUAACUACAUUCCAAGAGAAGAAUCUAAACCCUCAUUCAUCAGCACUAUUGGGUUAAGUUCAGAUUACCUGGGCUCCCCUCAGAAACAAGAAGUUUUCCAAAGCAAACUCCCUGUUAGCCCUUGCAACAAGAGUUCAUCACCAACUGCCCUUAGCCUCCUGCUUCGAUCUUCCAUAUUCAGGGAAUUAGUUGAGAAGAAUUCCAAUAUCUCUGAGGAUGAAAUUGCUGGUGAAGAGACAAAGAACCAACGACAGAUAUUCAGUGAUGAUGAGUUUAGUGGGAUCUUUUACGAUGGAAUUGGCGACGUCCCAUUUGCAUACUCCAACAAAGACAGUUUAGAGUUGCAAGAAAGAGAACUUCAAUUCGUUUUUUGAUCAGAGAAGAAUGUGCAUACAGUUCAACAAUCUGUAAAUUCCUCCAUUUUGUGAAUUAGAUAGGAAUGGCAGGUGCUUAAAAGUCUGCAGUGCUUUUCAUAUGAAAUUUGUGGAUUAAAGCCACCUUCUGUUAAUAUCUAAUACAUUUUUUUCUUUUUGCCCUUUCCUCUUUGCCAUUGUUCACAUCAGCAGUUCUGCCACCAGACCCCCACCCCUCUUCCAGAUCUAAAUUUCUCUAAUAACUGAAUCCAGGAUUGAAAAUCGUAAAGUAUAGUCACCACUUCAUCUAAGAACUUAUGAUGUACUAGGCAUGUCAACAGGGGAAGGAAAAAAGGAGAGUAAAUGGACAAUAGAGAAAUCUGGUUGAAGAAAGCAGAGCAUAUGCGUAUCAUUUCACCACAUUUUAGACAAACAAGUUUUGGGUGAUUGGAAUUACUUCAAGAAAGAA
Hevea brasiliensis (rubber tree) is the source of this 1912-nucleotide messenger RNA. Its product is annotated as AP2-like ethylene-responsive transcription factor SMOS1. Gene Ontology annotation, biological process: regulation of DNA-templated transcription. The record is from RefSeq and is a predicted model, not a curated record. Bases 208 to 1464 code for a protein of 418 amino acids. Gene Ontology annotation, molecular function: DNA binding; DNA-binding transcription factor activity. NCBI's taxonomy places the organism in Eukaryota, Viridiplantae, Streptophyta, Magnoliopsida, Malpighiales, Euphorbiaceae. The transcript has 8 exons.